GUUCAAUAAGCUUGCUUUAAUACUCCAUAAUACAGCAUAACCUGCCAUCAAGCGCCACACGGUCUGAACUCUCAAGCGAGCUAAUUUUUGCCAGGUAUUACGAAACAAGCGCGAGUUAGCAGUGACAAAUAUGGAGCCAAGCCAAGCAUCUAAUGAUAACGAGCGCGUUGCCGAAGCGGGCUCGUCGGCGGCAGAGGCUCCAAGCACUUCAGGGCCUGCAUCUUACAUUAUCACGCAUAGUGUAUCAAAACGGCACAACAUCGGUACAAUCGUGCGGAGCGCGACUGCGUUUGGCGUCAAGGAGGUGUGCCUGGUGGGCUCCCGGCAAUUCAACACGUUUGGCAGCCACGGCUCGGACGCGCACGUGGCAUUCCGCCACUUUGAUACGCUGGCGAAAUGCGUGCAGCACCUGAAGGAGGUGGAGGGCUGCCGAGUUCUGGGGGUGGAGAUCUGCGAGGGCGCGCUGCCGGUGCAGGAGCACCCCUUCACAGGUCCCACGGCCUUCCUUCUGGGCAACGAGGGCCAGGGCAUGACGGACCGGCAGAUGGCGCUGUGCGACGGCUUCGUGUACAUCCCGCAGCACGGCGCCGGGACGGCCUCGCUCAAUGUGGCUGUGGCCGCAUCCAUCGUGCUCCACCACUUCGCCAUCUGGGCGGCGUACCCGGAGCGGCAGCGCGAGGGGUACAAGUUCGUGGUGGCGGAGAAGCCGCAGCGCACCACGGCGCGAGGCGUGGUGCGCGAGAGCGACGACGUGGUGCGCCAGCAGCGGCAGCAGCGCCGGCAGGAGGCGGCGGCAGCGGACGAGGCGGGCGGUGGCGGCUUUGCAGCGGGCGGGCUAUUUGACGAUGAGGAUGGGGAAGAGGGCGCUGAGGCAGGGGAUGGUGAGGCAGGGGAGGCGAGCAGCGGCGAGGGUGAGUCGUAGUGGGCAGGGCGUGAAUGCCGAGGAUGAUGGUCGUUCAGCUAAGGUGCGGCGUGGGGGCGCGUGGCGUUGUUGCGUUUGUGUGGGCAGGCGCAUUGUGUCUGGCAAAAGGAGGUGGUUUCCGCUUCAAUUGGUAGUGGGCUGAGUCCACAGUUUAUUCCUCUGCUUGGGACUGAACGUGAUAGCUUCGUCUUCCGGGUGGUGCAUGUCCGGAACGGGUUUCCACUCAAGGAACUGGCCUUCACUCAAACGGAAAGGGCCGUGCCCGCAUCAUAAGGCCAGCAGUCUUGCACCCCCUGCUUCAUUUUGCGAUCCGCGUGGCCUACGUGACAAACGUCCCCGACAUGUAACAAUAUUACCCU
This is a messenger RNA of Chlamydomonas reinhardtii, 1281 nucleotides long. RefSeq lists its product as uncharacterized. Gene Ontology annotation, biological process: RNA processing. The coding region runs from base 131 to 922 and encodes 263 amino acids. NCBI's taxonomy places the organism in Eukaryota, Viridiplantae, Chlorophyta, Chlorophyceae, Chlamydomonadales, Chlamydomonadaceae. The record is from RefSeq and is a predicted model, not a curated record. Gene Ontology annotation, molecular function: RNA methyltransferase activity; RNA binding. The transcript has 6 exons.